Molecule: messenger RNA, 1226 nt
Organism: Drosophila albomicans
Lineage: Eukaryota; Metazoa; Arthropoda; Insecta; Diptera; Drosophilidae
Exons: 1
Coding region: 147-1133 (328 amino acids)
Source: RefSeq, a predicted model, not a curated record
CUUCAAAUUAAUAAUAUCCAUAUCCAUUUGUUUUUAAUUCAGUUCAUAUUUCGAUCUUAAUUUUAAUCGCUAGAUAUAUAUUCCAUAGUUUCCACAUGAAGAACAAUUAAAUAAAUCGAUUUUAAAGUAAAUUUUAAGCUGACAAUAUGCCCAAGGUAGAAGUAAUCAACAAACAGAUAUGGGAAAUGGAAAUGAAGAUGGAAAAAAAGUUGCAGGAAAUCAAGGAUAAUGAGGUGAAAGAGGAGGAGCGUCGCAAGGCCAUAACACAUAUAUGCCGAGUGCCUGGCUACUGUCCAGUUGGUCGAUGUACCGAAAUCGUAUUCCCAUCGAAUCUGAUGAUGCACAUGCUGCAUAAGCAUAGCCGGAAUGCCAGCAUAACCACCUCGGAGGUCUUUGAGCACAAACCUUGUGUGGUCUGCUUCGAUCCCACGGGCUAUGAAUAUGGGGAAAAUCAAUGUGUGGCAUCGCUGAUGUAUGCCGGUGUGAAAGAUCAACUCGAUACGUUGCCAGGCAUCAGCUAUUUGAGUCUGCCGAAUACGGCGCUCAUCCACGAUCAUCACAAGUUCGACAAUCAUUUGCCCAUCAUGAUGAUUGGCUGUCGCUGCAGUUGGUAUUGUCAACUGAAGGACAAAAAGCUGGAACGCGAAUUAGUCGCUCUAAAUGCCAAGAAUUCUGGCAUCUAUGUCUUCUGGCUGGUGGCACCGAAGACAACACGCAAACUGUAUUACACUCUGACAGUCUAUGAUCGACACUAUCUAAACUCUCGCAGUGUUAUUCGCACUGUUCGCGAUUAUACAAAUUUUCAAAACCCCAGCGAUUUUCUGCCCAACGAAGAUGAUUAUUUGGUGUUGCGCAACUCCGAAGUCGAUGAGUUCUUGAAUAUCAAAACGAAGAAGAAAUCUAAGAAACCGCCUAAUCGUGGAAUUCCAAUGGAGAUCAUAGUCUAUGAGAAUCCAUCAACAACGCCUAUUAAACAUAGCAGCCAAAAGGAGUUGAAAGACGCAGCAGAACAAGUUGGAGUGCAGUAUAUUAAGGACACUUGCUGCGAUCACGCUAAGCAAACCGGCAAAUCGUCCUUGAAAAGAAAUCCAUGCCGAACAUCUGCGAAAACCAAUUCAAACUUAUCCGCGUAAAUCGAUAAACGAAACAUUUCUGUCAUUUCCUUAUUAACCAAAUUUUGCAAAUAGGCAUUAAAUAUAACAAGCUAAAUAUAGUUAUAAUUAUAA